Messenger RNA from Glycine soja, 543 nucleotides. RefSeq names its product vacuolar iron transporter homolog 4-like. The record is from RefSeq and is a predicted model, not a curated record. Bases 1 to 543 code for a protein of 180 amino acids. Gene Ontology annotation, cellular component: membrane. The transcript has 2 exons. Gene Ontology annotation, biological process: intracellular manganese ion homeostasis. Gene Ontology annotation, molecular function: manganese ion transmembrane transporter activity; iron ion transmembrane transporter activity. NCBI's taxonomy places the organism in Eukaryota, Viridiplantae, Streptophyta, Magnoliopsida, Fabales, Fabaceae.
AUGGAAAACAACAAUAUUCAACCAUGCCAUGAUGACCUUGAUCGUAGAGAAGCCAACAACCCUCCAAAGAUGUUAAACUUGGAGGUGGAAGGACAGAGAGAGGGUUUUGACUAUGCAAAGAGACCAAAAUGGCUUAGAGCUGCUGUUUUGGGUGCCAAUGAUGGUUUUGUCUCAACAACAUCCCUCAUGAUGGGAGUUGGAGGUGUGAGGAAAGAUGUUAAGAGUAUGCUGCUGACUGGGGUUGCAGGGAUGGUGGCUGGAGUAUGCAGCUUGGCCAUUGGAGACUUUGUUUUUGUUUACUCACAAUAUGCUAUUGGUAUAGGGGUGCAACUACUUGGUGCUGCCUUUUUCAAUACCUAUAAGGCAAGGUUAGGGGUGGUGGUAGCUGUUGUCACCCUUGCUUUGAUCAUCUUUGGAGAUUUGGGGGCCUUUUUAGGGAAAGCACCCAGGGUUAAGUCCACUUUGAGGGUUUUGAUUGGAGGGUUGUUGGCCAUGGCUAUUACUUUUUCUUUAACUAAUGUUGUUGGAUCAAGUGGCCUUUGA